GCGGGUCGUGGCCGCCGGUUCUCCGGUUCUCCCCCUCCCCUACUUUCCUCCCGCCCUCCCUUUCCCUCCCUUGGCGGCUGUCGGUCGCCCGUCGCAGACUCCCUGACCCAUCCCCAACCCUUUCCUGACCUCGGUGCUACUCGAUUGGCCUCUUUUCCCUGUUUCUCGGCCCAGCCCCAACCCCCAGUGUCAGGGCGGGGGCCUUGAGCCAGAGGCUCUGCGGCAGAGGAAAGAAAAGACAAGACGACCCUCGGCUCCACAUCCGGAUCGCUCGGUUCACCGCCGCCAUGGCAAUGAGGCAGACGCCGCUCACCUUCGGCCACACGCGGCAUAUGGUCCAUUUGGCCUUCAGUGGCAUCACCCACCCAGGCGCCCCUUAUGGCUAUUUCUUAAUCAGCGCUUGCAAAGACGGGAAACCUAUGCUACGCCAGGGAGAUACCAGAGACUGGAUUGGAACAUUUUUGGGUCAUAAGGGUGCUGUUUGGGGCGCGACAUUGAAUAAGGAUGCCACCAAAGCAGCUACAGCAGCUGCAGAUUUCACUGCCAAAGUGUGGGAUGCUGUCUCAGGAGAUAAACUGAUGACCCUGGCUCAUAAACACAUUGUCAAGACCGUGGAUUUUACGCAGGAGAGUAAUUACUUGUUAACCGGGGGACAGGACAAACGACGCAUAUAUGAUUUGAACAAGCCUGAAGCAGAACCUAAGGAAAUCAGCGGUCACACCUCUGGUAUUAAAAAAGCUCUAUGGUGCAGUGAGGAUAAACAGAUUCUUUCAGCUGAUGAUAAAACUGUCCGCCUUUGGGAUCAUGCUACCAUGACAGAAGUGAAAUCUCUAACUUUUAAUAUGUCUGUUAGCAGUAUGGAAUAUAUUCCUGAGGGAGAGAUCUUGGUAAUAACCUAUGGACGAUCUAUUGCUUUUCAUAGUGCAGUAAGUUUGGACCCAAUUAAGUCCUCUGAAGCUCCUGCAACCAUCAAUUCUGCAUCUCUUCAUCCUGAGAAAGAAUUUCUUGUUGCAGGUGGUGAAGACUUUAAACUUUACAAGUAUGAUUAUAAUAGUGGAGAAGAAUUAGAAUCCUACAAAGGACACUUUGGUCCUAUUCACUGUGUGAGAUUUAGUCCUGAUGGAGAACUCUAUGCCAGUGGUUCUGAAGAUGGAACACUGAGACUAUGGCAAACUGUGGUAGGAAAAACAUAUGGCCUUUGGAAAUGUGUACUUCCUGAAGAAGACAGUGGUGAGCUGGCAAAGCCAAAGAUCAGUUUUCCAGAGACAACAGAAGAGGAGCUAGAAGAAACUGCUUCAGAGAAUUCAGAUUCCAUCUAUAGUUCAACUCCUGAAGUGAAGGCCUGAGCAUUGGGCAUAUGCCACAGAUAAUG
Molecule: messenger RNA, 1372 nt
Organism: Callorhinus ursinus (northern fur seal)
Lineage: Eukaryota; Metazoa; Chordata; Mammalia; Carnivora; Otariidae
Source: RefSeq, a predicted model, not a curated record